AUGGCGAACAGUAUCUUCUUUCUUCUAGUUCUACAUUUUCUGAGGCUUGUCGCAGCUCAGAACGAGACUAAACAUGUCUCCGGCGAUCUUUUCAACUCCCUCGAGGAGCUAUCUCGCCUAGUGGACAUCUCCUAUUGUGUUGGAACUUCUGGAGUACAGCAGCCAUUUCAGUGCUUGAGCCGCUGUGUCGAGUUUCCCGACUUAGAGCUGGUGGCUACCUGGAAUACCGGCGUUCUCCUGUCUGACUCGUGCGGAUAUGUUGCAAUCUCACACCCCCCUUCACCGAAACGUAUCGUCAUCGCAUUCCGAGGAACCUACUCAAUAACAAAUACGAUCAUCGAUCUCUCCGCAUACCCCCAAGCCUACGUUCCAUACACCGGUGAUGAUAACAAAAUAGCUGACACCCAAUCACUCAGACCGUCCGGAUCACGUUGCGAGAACUGCACGGUUCAUGCCGGAUUCAUGGCUUCAUGGCUCGACACCCGGUCGAUAAUUCUGCCUCACAUCUCAGAAGCGAUGCAAAAAUACCCUGACUAUGAAGUGACAUUAGUAGGCCAUUCGCUCGGAGGUGCCGUGGCCGCACUAGCAGGCCUCGAGAUGCGCUUGAAGGGCUGGGACCCACAAGUAACGACAUUUGGUGAGCCGAUGCUUGGGAAUGGGGACUUUGCACAGUUCUUCGACGAACAGUUUGACUUGCAACCCACCAGGUCAAAUAAGAGCUUAUCUCAGGAUAAGAAUCGCUUUCGUCGGAUCACUCAUGUCGAUGACCCAGUUCCACUUCUCCCGUUACAGGAGUGGGGAUAUGAGCCCCAUGCGGGCGAGAUCUUCAUUUCGAAGUCCUAUCUUCCCCCGUCUCUAGGAGAUGUACACCCGUGUGUGGGUCACUACGAUCCCAGGUGUAUUGCUGGGUCAGAAGCCCCUGCUCUUCUGCGGGGAAUGUACCAUGAUAUCAACAUCCCAGUCGACCUAUCCACCUCCAGCAUGAAUCAUUGUCCAAUGCCUCUUGGAAAUCAUGCCUCUGAAUCUGGUGAGCAGGUUCUCCUUGGGCAGUGGAAAGGCCAAGAUACUACUAGCUGUAAGAUGGGUCAUUCCGAAGACAGGCUGUCUCUCAUCCGGUGGGAUUGGUCGCUUAUUCCGGCAAAGUAUCGACUCUGGGAGCUGUUUUAUGCCCAUCGUGACUAUUUCUGGAGGAUUGGCCUAUGUGUUCCUGGGGGUGACCCCAGUGGUUAG
Messenger RNA from Penicillium arizonense, 1230 nucleotides. RefSeq names its product lipase family protein. Bases 1 to 1230 code for a protein of 409 amino acids. The transcript has 2 exons. The record is from RefSeq and is a predicted model, not a curated record. Gene Ontology annotation, biological process: lipid metabolic process. Lineage: Eukaryota; Fungi; Ascomycota; Eurotiomycetes; Eurotiales; Aspergillaceae.